CGCUGAGUAGGUCUCUUGUUCGCUAUCCAGCUAGUAAGCUUGAAGGUACAACAGGAUUGCAUAACCUGAGUGUCCGAGUGUGCGUACGGUGUUAAGGAGUAAAAAGUGCAACUUCCUGCGUUUAGUGAAACAAUGUCGGACAGUCCGGAUUUGCCACCAAGUGAUGAGCAGAAUUUAGAGAUACAAGGCUCUGUUACUAAUUAUUCUUCUGUUGUGAUGGCGGAACAGGAGAGUAGCAUGUUUAAUGACCAACAUUUCUACUGUGAGAUGUGUCAUCAGCACUUCAUAGACCAAUGUGAGGUUCAUGGGCCACCAUUAUUUACAUGUGACUCACCAACAGCUAUGGGCAUUCCUCAGAGAGCUCUGCUAACACUGCCACAAGGCUUGGUUAUAGGUCGAUCUAGCAUCUCUAAUGCAGGACUUGGGGUUUUCAACCAAGGCCAGACUGUGCCAUUGGGGAUGCAUUUUGGACCUUUGGAUGGAGAGGUGACCUGUGAGGAAAAGGCAUUGGAUAGUGCCUACUCUUGGGUAAUUUACAGAGGCAAUAAUCAAUAUAGUUACAUAGAUGCAGAGAGGGACACUCACUCUAACUGGAUGAAGUUUGUGGUGUGUUCAAUGAGUGAGACGGAACAGAAUCUUGUUGCAUUCCAGCAAAAUGGACGUAUUCUGUUCCGUUGUUGUCGCCCUAUUAGCCCUGGGCAGGAAUUUAGAGUUUGGUAUGCUGAGGAAUAUGCUCAAGGACUUGGCACCCUCUGGGAUAAGAUCUGGAAUAAGAAAUGCAUUUCUCUAGGUACAACUGAAGAACAGGCGACUCAGGUCUGUUUAUGUCCUCAUUGCCAUUACUCCUUCCCAACUAUUUUUUAUCUGCGUGUUCAUGUGAAGCGCUCGCAUCCUGAUCAGUAUGCGGACUUCAUGCAGACACAGCCGCUUGAGUCCGAAGACCACUCAACAGUUAUAGACAUAGACCAGUGCCUUCUGGCCUCAGAUGCAGCUCCUCCAACCCAUAUGCAGCCAAUGACAGAAAGCUGUCAGGGUCAAAUUUCAACCCUAAAUGGACAACCCAUUCAUCACUCAGAAAAGUCAGACUGCACUGAUUUGUCCGAAACAUGCGGUAAUGGUUUGAGUGACCAGGCAAAUUGUGCUACUGAGAUCUCGGAUGAAAUAAAUAAAUGUGGUGAGUGUGGCCGGAACUUUUUGAGAUCUUGUCAUCUGAAGAGACACCAGCGCACUAUUCACUCUAAAGAGAAGCCUUAUUGCUGCAGCCAUUGUAAGAAGUGUUUUAGUCAGGCAACAGGUCUGAAAAGACACCAACAAACCCACCAGGGGGAGGAAAAGAAAGAGAAAGAUGCUGACAGACCUUCUGACAUAUAUCCUUGCACUAAGUGCUCCUUUUCUUUUGUGGCCAAAUUCAAUUUAAAUCAACAUCUCAAACGGCAUCACCAUGGAGAGUAUCUCAGAUUAGUUGAGAGCGGCUCGCUCACAGCAGGGACUGAGGGUGAUACAGAGAUGAAUUCUGACAAGCAUGACCCAACCUAUGAACCUCCUACUCGAGAGAAGAGGUCUGCAAAGAACCCUCUGAGAGGCAGUAGUUGUCCAAAAAAAGUGUCUGUUGGCCGACCACGGGGCCGACCACCUAAAAACAAGCAAGCAGCGGAGGUUGAAGUGCAGAAGAGUUUACCUAUCUGCACUGAGUGUGAACAAAGGUUCUCUGAUUUGGAGACAUUGAAAACUCACCAAUGUGCUGGACAAGAUAAUAAUAAGAUAGGAGAACCACAGGAAGCGCCAGCUUCCCAGCAUGUCUGCGGUGAAUGCCUGAGAGCUUUCAGUAAUUUUGAUAUUCUCAAAGCCCAUGAGUGCAUUCAGCAGGGAGACGGAUCUUACUGUUGCUCCCACUGCAACCUUUACUUCAACCGCAUGUGUAACCUUCGUCGCCAUGAGCGCACAAUCCACUCCAAGGAGAAGCCCUACUGUUGCACGUUGUGCCUCAAGUCCUUCACCCAGUCUUCUGGCUUGAAGCGCCACCAGCAGAGCCAUUCACGCCGCAAAGCCCACCGCCAGAGCUCGGCCCUGGUUAAUGCCACCAUCUUUCCCUGCACAUACUGCCCCUUCUCCUUCACUGAUGAGCGCUAUCUUUACAAACACAUCCGCCGUCACCACCCAGAAAUGAGCGUAAAAUAUCUGAGUUUCCAAGAAGGGGGCGUCUUGUCAGUUGAAAAGCCUCACAGCUGCAGCCAGUGCUGCAAGAGCUUUAGCACAAUCAAGGGCUUCAAGAAUCACAGCUGUUUCAAGCAGGGGGAAAAGGUGUAUCUCUGCACAGAUUGCGGAAAGGCCUUCAGCUGGUUUAAUAGCCUCAAGCAACACCAGCGCAUCCACACAGGAGAAAAACCUUACACAUGUCAGCAGUGCGGAAAGAGUUUUGUCCACUCUGGACAACUGAAUGUGCAUCUCCGCACUCACACCGGUGAAAAACCUUUCUUGUGUUCACAGUGCGGCGAAAGCUUCAGGCAAUCAGGAGAUUUGAGGAGGCAUGAACAGAAGCAUUCAGGCGUUCGGCCAUGCCAGUGCCCCGAUUGUGGAAAAAGCUUUAGUAGGCCACAAAGUCUCAAAGCUCACCAACAGCUUCAUAAUGGCACCAAACUUUUCCCCUGCACUCAGUGUGGAAAAAGCUUUACUCGUAGAUACCAUCUCACCCGGCAUCAUCAGAAAAUGCAUUCCUAACUAAAAUA
This is a messenger RNA of Rhinichthys klamathensis goyatoka, 2726 nucleotides long. RefSeq names its product PR domain containing 9 (gene prdm9). Lineage: Eukaryota; Metazoa; Chordata; Actinopteri; Cypriniformes; Leuciscidae. Gene Ontology annotation, molecular function: histone methyltransferase activity; protein binding. The transcript is spliced from 6 exons. The record is from RefSeq and is a predicted model, not a curated record. Gene Ontology annotation, cellular component: nucleus. Bases 133 to 2718 code for a protein of 861 amino acids.